Messenger RNA from Alosa sapidissima (American shad), 2550 nucleotides. RefSeq names its product chromosome 4 C1orf159 homolog (gene c4h1orf159). The transcript has 9 exons. The record is from RefSeq and is a predicted model, not a curated record. The coding region runs from base 488 to 955 and encodes 155 amino acids. NCBI's taxonomy places the organism in Eukaryota, Metazoa, Chordata, Actinopteri, Clupeiformes, Clupeidae.
GACAGGAAGUUUGAUUUCAUCCCCCUGCGUAAAAGUCCUGUUUUUAUUAGUAUUAGUAAUAUUAUCUGGGUGUUUAUAAUAUAUCCAUUAUCUGAUUUUCAUGACUGCAAAGAUACAUUUUAAAACAACUUAACAGAAUCGUGUUCAACAAAAUUGCAUAUCGCUAAGCAUUUGGUCACAACUGUUAGUAUGCCGCAUAAAGUUACUUGACAGGCGAGAAGGAAGUUGAUAGCUAACAAGAUAUGUUAGCAAGGGAACUUUAGAGCUAGUAACAGCGUAUAAUCUUCAAACAGUGGGAGUUGUUGUCCUGUCAGUAAACUUCACUGUAGUUUGCUAGCAAGCUAAGGCAGGUUCGUCAUGACAUAUUGUAACAUCGUUACUGGAGCUGCACUUCUAAUGAUUUCGGAAAACAUUUUAAUAAAGGCUGUUCUACAGAACUCCAUCACUUGCUGUGGGUCCAUGCUGAGAAGCAAUGAAAGCUGUAUGAAUGCCACUCAUUGUGAUUCAGGCUGCCAUUUACACAUUCUGGAGAACAAUACCUCAGUGUGUUUAUCGUGUGACUCAGCGGUUCCAGAGCAGGGCCCCCCUACAUCCUGCAACCACAGAACUUACAGCAAGAAGCAAUGUUACCACAAAAUCUACAAUUAUUAAUCUUGGUGGGCCAGGUGUAGCAGCCUCUCUCCUCCUUGGCACGCUGUUGAUCAGCCUCUUCCUGAUCCUGUCGGUUGCCUCCUUCUUCUACCUCAAGCGCUCAAACCAGCUGCCUGGGGUUUUCUACAGACGCAACAAAGCGGCAUUCAUAUUCCAGCCCAGCGAAGCAGCGGUCAUGAUGCCUUCUGCUGGAUCCUCAGUAAGGAAACCCAGAUAUGUGAGAAGGGAAAGACCCUCUGCUGCCUCAGCCCCGCACAGUGCAGCCAUGUCCACCGGGCCGAUCACUAGGAUUCACGACGUGUGACCAGCCCACUGAAGUCUAAUGGGAGGUCCUGAUAGGAAGGAGCUCUCAUUUCAGGGUUUUCUCAGAGAGAUGUGUUCCUCUCUUGUCUAGUUGCUUUGUUGUCCUCAUCACUGUUAAGAAUGUCCCAUUGGCACUUAAUUUUGACCAAAACCUAAGCUAAGUCGUGGACCGGUUCUCAUUGUCAUGCUUGUGCUUGAUUUUAACGGUCACAGAUUCAUAGGAGCUGGAGUUAUUUAUUGAUAUUUAUAGUGUUUCCAUUCCUGUCUAUGUUUGUAUGUCUAGAAGAAGCAACACCAUUUGAUUUGGGUUUGGGUUCAGUUGUUGCAUGUUGAGCUAUUUAUCUUGUGAUUAGCAAGUGAUUGUGUUUCUGUCAGUAGCUUAUUGUAACCUUUUGUUGUAUAUUUUGUUUUUGUAGCAGUAAACCAAAAUUAGUUAUAGUACCAAGUUUGCACAUUUGAAUCACAUAUGCACUGAAGUGACCAAAAACUGUCCCUCUGCACUGGAUAACAAGAAAUCUCCAUAGACCAAUCAUGAAUGCUCAUAGUGCAGUGGGCAAAAUGACAAAUUAUGGCCAAAAUAGACAAAAAAAUCAGUCUUGAUGGAAAGAUUCCAUACAUGCAUGGGUCUGAGUGGCAAUUGAAAUGAACACGUUUCACAUGUAUGCCCAUAAGCAUGCGAUUCCAGGUGGGAGCAGGGAGAAUGCUAUCUCUUUCUUCCACUGUAUCUUUAGCAUUUAGUCCUACCCAGAUGUGCCUAUAUUAUUAAGCCAUUACAUGUCCACACCAGCCUUACAUGCAUUUGAAGAAAGGUCUGCUUUUCUCAACUUGGGCUGCCUAGUCAGAUUGCCUAAAACCUUUGACAUAUAACAAUGACCAGUGCCCCCCUCCCCCCCAGCUUAAUAUCUCCAUAAUCUUGAAGGCAUUUUGUCAAAGAGCUGUCAGUCUCAUAUGAAUGAUGUCUAUCAGAUGGCUUUUUUUAUUUGUUGUUAAUUGAAAAUAGCACUUUUAAUGAAUGCCAACCCUGUGCCAAUGAAGGUGAUAUGCACUGUUUGACAACUUCAUGGAAGGGUUGAGUAGGCUCCCGGUGCGAGUACUCCUUGUGUUUGAGUAGGCUCCCGGUGCGAGUACUCCUUGUGUUUGAGUAGGCUCCCAAUGCGAGUUCUCCUUGUGUUUGAGUAGGCUCCCAGUGUGAGUACUCCUUGUGUUUGUAUACAGAAUCAUUUUUCUUAAUUCUUUUUUUUUUUUUUUUUUAAUCUUUGAAAUGUGAUGAUCAGCCUGUUAUGUUUGGUUCACUCAGUUGUUUUUCUCGUUAAGUUACGUAUUUUUAUCAAUAGCAUGAACAGGAUGUACCAACCAAACUUUACAGAUUGCUUUUCACCAACAUUUAGUUUGUAUCUCGUUGAUCUUUAUCUUAGCUGUUGUACAGCCAUUAGGAAUCUUGUACAAUUGUACAUAGUCUUUUUUUAAAUGCGGUGAAGUAUGGGUUUCAUUUUUAAUGUCUUUAAUUUUGUAUGCUUAAAUGCUGAUUAUGUGGAUCAUUAUAUGACAGAAGAUUGUCACUAGCAAGGUAUGACAAAUAAAAUUCUUCCAUGAUAA